AGUCAGUCUCGUGUGUCAAUCUCAUGCGGACGGAUUUUCGCGCUAAAACUUCGUCGUUGUGAUUUUCUAGUGUGAAUUUUUAUAAAUCUAAAUUUUAGCCAUGAUUACACUACUACUGAUUGCCUUAAUUUUUGUGUACUACCUGUACCAUUUGUGGACAAAUCGUGAAUUCUACCGGACAGCUAGAAAACUUCCGGGUCCACUUGCUUUUCCCCUCAUUGGUAGUGCCUACCACUUUAUCGGUUUAUCCAAUGAAGGAAUCUUGAAGGUUUUGGAUUAUUUAACAACGACAUUCAGCACCCCCCUGGGUUACUGGCUCGGCACAAAGUUCUUCGUUCUCCUAACAAAGCCCGAGGAUUGCCAAGUUGUCCUCACAUCGCCGCACUGCCUCAAUCGCGAUGAUGUUUAUGACUUCACGAGGAGUUACGCCGGAGAUGGAUUAAUCGCACUCAAGAAUCCCGCGUGGAAGGAGCACCGAAGAUUUCUCAAUCCCUGCUUCAGCCUCAAAAUCCUCCAGAGCUUUAUGCCAAUCUUCAACAAGGAAGUACAAACCAUGGUGGAACGGUUGAAGCUUCAAGCAGACAAAGGCGGAACUUUCGAUAUGUACAAAUAUAUCGAUGCAUGUACACUGGAUAUGGUUUGUCAGACCACCCUUGGGACCGAGAUGAAUAUCCAGAAGAAUGAAAACGAGGAAUUCCUCUAUGCGGGCAAUAAACUCCUGGAAAUCAUGACGCAUCGUAUUUUCAAGCCGUGGUACCACUUGGACUGGGUAUUUCGCCUCACGAGGAUGUACCAUGAGCAGAAGCGCUGCUCCAACAUCACGUACUCCUUCAUUGGGCGUAUUUUGCAGAACAAGAAGAGGGACAUGCUCAACAUGCCAAAAGCUGAACGCCUUGCGGGUGAGGAGGACUCAAAGGAUGGCUCAUUUAAAUCACCGCAAAUCUUCAUUGAUCAACUCCUCAAGCUCGAGGGGAGUCACUUCAACGAUUGGGAUAUGCUAAGUGAAGCUAGCACGAUUGUCGCUGCGGGCUAUGAAACAUCAGCAUUGAUGAUUGCCUAUGCUAUUCUAAUGCUAGCCAUGUUCCCGGAGUACCAGGAGAGGGUGUUUGAAGAAGUAAAGAGUGUUUUCCCGAAGAAAAAAUUUGACAUUUCCUACGAUGAUCUCAACAAAUUGGAAUUCACAGAAAGGGUCAUCAAGGAGACAAUGAGGCUCUUUCCAGCCGUUCCAGUUAUGGCAAGAAAUGCAACACAAACCUUUGACCUCAACGGCGUAACAAUUCCCGCGGGGACAGCAAUUGUGAUCGGCACAAUAUCAAUGCACAGAGAUGAAAAAGUCUGGGGCCCAAAUGCAAAGCAAUUCAAUCCUGAUAAUUUUCUCCUUGAGAAUUGGGAAAAGCAGCAUCCGUACAGCUUCAUUCCAUUCAGUGCUGGUCCGAGAAAUUGCAUUGGCUUCAAAUACGGCAUGAUGUCCAUGAAGACGGCUAUUGCCCACUCAAUUCGAAAUCUUAAAUUUUCAACAAAACUAAAACUGGAGGAGCUUCGUUUUGAGAUCGACGUGACGCUUAAACUGGUCAACGGGCACUUGGUCACAGUUGAGAGUGAUUUGAUUGAGAAAAAAUCAAAAAUGUUCGCUCUCAUUGGGAUCGUAACGCUUCUCACUUUGGCAUACUACCUGUGGACGCGCCGCGAUGUCUACCGGCUUACGUGGAAGUUGCCAGGACCUAUUCCCUUCCCAAUUCUCGGGGCUGGGUACUUGGUGCUGGGAAAAAGUCACGAAGAAUACCUGCAAAUGGUGGAGAAGAUGUUCAAGAAGUACUCAUCCUUCCAUCACUUCUGGCUCGGACCGCGUCUCUACUUGCUCGUGAGUGAUCCAAAGCUCAUCCAGACGAUCCUGUUCUCGCAGGAGGCUCUCAAUCGGGACGAUGUGUACGAUUUUGUGAGCCUCCUUGGGGACGGUGGAGGUUUACUGACGCUCAAGGGGCAAGAAUGGAAGACACACCGGAAAAAUCUCAAUCCCUGCUUCAGCCUCAAGAUCCUCCAGAGCUACAUGCCCAUUUUCAAUGAGCAAGCGGGCAUAAUGAUGAAGAACAUGAGUGCAAAACUCAAUAAGGGGUCCUUCAAUUUCUACGAAUUCAUGGAUGCUUGCACAUUGGAUAUGAUUUGCCAAACAACGCUGGGGACGGAAAUGAAUAUUCAGAAAGGACAGAAUCAAGAUUAUCUCUAUGCAUGCAAUAACUUAUUCGAAUUGAUCACAAUUCGAAUCUUUAGGCCGUGGUUCCAUUCGGAUUUCCUGUACAAAUUCACAGAUCUCCACAAGACGACGGAAAAACUGCGUAAGAUCACGUCAGAGUUCGUUGAAAAAGUGAUCAAGAGCAAAACAAGUACCUCUGAAGAUGCCAAAGACCGUGGCAUCGUCAAGGUAGAGCGUCGAGUGUCGGAAGACGAACUCACAUCGUACCGAAAACCACAGAUCUUUAUUGAUCAAGUGAUGGAUAUGUUCAAUGAGGGGAAGUUGGAGACACGUGAUGACGUCAAGGCGCACGUGGGGACAAAUAUUGCCACUGGCUUUGAAACUUCGGCCCUCAUUAGCAGCUAUUGCGUCCUCAUGCUGGCAAUGCACCCAAAAAUCCAAGAUAAAGUCUACGAGGAGAUGGAGGGAAUCUACGGGAAGAACUGCCGCAAUCCAAACGUUGAGUACGAACACUUCAACAGGCUGGAAUAUCUCGAUCGUGUGCUCAAGGAAACUCUCAGAUUGUUCCCCGUUGUGCCCUACUUUGCCCGCAAAGUCAGCAAAGACUUCAAUUUAGCUGGCCACAAAAUUCCCGUUGGUGUGAGGAUCAUGAUCAGCAUGAUCACAGUUCAUCACGAUCCCGCCAUUUGGGGCCCCGACGCGGAAUCCUUCAAUCCGGACAACUUCCUACCGGAGCGCGUGCAGACACGCCACCCCUACAGCUACUUCCCCUUCGGCGGGGGCAUCCGCAACUGCAUCGGCAUGAAGUACAGCCUCAUGUCCAUGAAGACAAUGCUGAUCCAUCUGCUGUGCAACUACCGCCUCAGCACGCAACUCCGCAUGGAGGAUCUACGCACAAAGAUCGACGUGACGCUGAAACUGAUCAACAAGCACAUGGUGUCCAUUGAGGCGCGCUAGCUCUACACGAGCAGGGGUACACAUCUCAUUAACUUAUUUGUCUUGCAAUUUAGUGUGUUAAGUAAAGAAAGCCCGCACAA
Molecule: messenger RNA, 3228 nt
Organism: Lutzomyia longipalpis
Lineage: Eukaryota; Metazoa; Arthropoda; Insecta; Diptera; Psychodidae
Exons: 12
Coding region: 101-3148 (1015 amino acids)
Molecular function (GO): iron ion binding; heme binding; oxidoreductase activity, acting on paired donors, with incorporation or reduction of molecular oxygen
Source: RefSeq, a predicted model, not a curated record